ACUUGACGAGACGUGUGACUAAACGUGCAAGUUAGAGGAGCAUCGCUGGCAAAACGGUCGCUGGCGAAACAAGGCGAAACGGUGACGACAUCCAGCAAGUGCAUCUCCUUUUUAAUAUUUUCAGCAAGCACCCCUAUCCGUGUGCCGGUGAAGACAGUAUUGAGCCAACUGUGUGUCAGAGUGGCGAUCACCCCGAGUCUCCGGUGUCGUCGCUGAUCGCCGAUGUCGCCUCUCCGUCUCUGUCUGACGGUGUGGUCAGUGUUGACGGCGUGGUCAGUUCUGACGACCCUGGCCGGGCCCGGGGUCGGAGCACAGGCCGUCGCUGAUGUCCAGGUGGACGCUGGUCAACCUGUUGGCCCCCUACCCCACUUCUGGACGUCCACUGGCUUCUGCCCUGGAAUGCCACAUCAGGACCCAAUAAAGCUGACCGGUCGUGACGUCAUCACGAGCCUGUCGCUGAUUGGUGGCCUGCCGUGGAGGGGUUUACAGCAGGUGCGGGUCCACUGGCUACUGGACCUCGUGAAACCAGGUGCUGGAAGCCAGACAUAUAACUUCACUCAUCUGGACACGUUUCUGGACGCCCUGGUGUCAAAUGGACUGAGGCCAGGGUUCGAGCUAAUGGGCAACCCAGGCGGACAGUUCACCGACUUCCUCAGCGAAGACCAGCAGCGGAGAUGGACCCAGCUCGUUCGCGCUAUGGCCGAGCGUUAUGCAGGGCGCUACGGCAUAGACGAGGUCCGACAAUGGAACUUCGAAACUUGGAACGAGCCCGACCAUCACGAUUUCGACACGCUCAACAUUACCGUGCCAGGGUACCUGAACUAUUUCUGGGCGAGCCGGCGCGGACUGCGCGCUGCCGACGGCCGGCUGAGGCUGGGCGGACCGGGCGGCUCGUGCCGACCUCCCCACUUCAGCACCCUGUGCUGGGCGCUGCUGAGGCACGCCGCCCCACAGCUCGACUUCCUCUCGUUUCACCGGAAAGGCGAGCAGGAGGUGCGCUCCAUCCUCUCUGCCGAGGUGCAGACGCUGCGAGAGCUGCGAGCCAGGUUCCCCGAGGUGCAACAGCUGCCCGUGUUUAACGACGAGGCCGACCCGGAGAAGGGCUGGUGGCGGGCCCGGCCGUGGCGAGCCGACGUCACCUACGCGGCUAUGAUAGCGUCCAACAUCAUCAGACACCAGCAGUGGCGCACCGCCACCGGCAACAAGUACAACUACAGCCUGCUGAGCAACGACAACGCCUUCCUCAACUACCACCCUCACUACUUCCAGCAGAGGACUCUGUUCGCCAGGUUUCAGAUGAACCGGACAUCAGACAGACACCCAGAGUAUGUCCUGAAGCCGAGCUUCUCAGUUAUGGCACUGCUGGCCCAACUGGGCUCUCGGCAGCUGUGGUUCGCCGCCAAACACAUGCCCAGAUCACUGACGGUCCUGCUCACCCGGGGAGACUCAGCCGAGGAGCCAGGGGCAGACACCACGGUCCAUGUGCACAUCAAUAACUUCACCAUGCCGACAGAUCAGCAGUGGUACUACACCGUAUACACCAUGGACAACCGCUUGACCAGCCCGUAUCACAUAUGGGUGCGGCAGGGCAGCCCCGUGUUCCCCAACAGGACACAGAUGGAGGAGAUGAGACAGGCACAGGGCGCUCGUCGCAUGGGUCCACCAUUGCCGCUCCUCUCCGGCCGCCUGUCUGUGAAGCUGCGCCUGCCACUGCCGUCUGUCACUCUGGUACACGUCUGUGGCACCGGCGACCAACCGGGACCCGUCACUGGACUGAGGGUGCAGCCAGUCACACGCGGAGAGGUGCUGAUCGUCUGGGAUGACCGACUGGUCGACACCAGGUGCAUUCUAACGUACGAGGUGUUCUUCCGAGCCGAGAACGAGUCUAACGAGAAGUUUCGUCGAAUCAACCCAUUGGAUACGAUUUUCAACUUAUUCCAAUGGUCCCCAGAUACGCCAGCAGAGGGUCCUGAGCCGACACGAGGCCAGUACAAAGCACGAGCGGUAGACUACGCCGGCGCCACCGGUCCCUUCUCACCGACAGUUGUCUACUGAACGGAGGAGGACCUGCGACGCCCACGA
Molecule: messenger RNA, 2082 nt
Organism: Amphibalanus amphitrite
Lineage: Eukaryota; Metazoa; Arthropoda; Thecostraca; Balanomorpha; Balanidae
Product: alpha-L-iduronidase-like
Exons: 12
Coding region: 223-2055 (610 amino acids)
Biological process (GO): carbohydrate metabolic process
Molecular function (GO): L-iduronidase activity; protein binding
Source: RefSeq, a predicted model, not a curated record